This is a messenger RNA of Cheilinus undulatus (humphead wrasse), 3521 nucleotides long. It is a transcript of the gene pdcd4a, whose product is annotated as programmed cell death 4a. The coding region runs from base 433 to 1839 and encodes 468 amino acids. The record is from RefSeq and is a predicted model, not a curated record. The transcript is spliced from 11 exons. NCBI's taxonomy places the organism in Eukaryota, Metazoa, Chordata, Actinopteri, Labriformes, Labridae. Gene Ontology annotation, biological process: negative regulation of DNA-templated transcription. Gene Ontology annotation, cellular component: nucleus; cytosol.
UCUUACAAAGUUAAAAACAGACUUUGUUUAUCUUACAGGCUGUUUGUUAGAGAUGCUCUCCGAGUAGUUAACCUGCUUUUCUCUCUCCACCUCGUACCUCUACUUUCUUACCGCACUCUCCUCAGCCGUACACGCUGAGAGGAGUUUAUCAACCUUUGCAUUUCACUUCCUCACUCAAGCUUUUUCUGCUCUCUUUGUAUCUCAACUGGACCAUUAUUUUGUGCUUUCUUUACCUUGCAGCACGACAAAAGAGCUCAGGACUUUGAGUUUUCUCCUCCAUCGUCUGUCAAAAGACUGUUUUGCUUGAAUUACCUCGCUCUGCAGGCGCCUUUUUUGCACUUUCGAGGAGGAUUUGUUGCAGCUGCCAGUUUGCUCGACAGGAGGAGGAGAGAGCACCGUGAGGAUUUUUAAACCGAGGGUUUGGUGAGCGCCAUGGCGGCUGAAGUGGAUACGUGGUCCUCUGCACCCAAAGCCGACGGGAUGUUUUCCUAUGAGGAGAAGCUGUCGGAGGCUAACCGUGCUUACAGCGGUGACGAGGACUUGCUAAAUGAGGCGGAGGUAAACGGUAACUGGACACCUCAGGAGAAAGCACUCCACGAAGCGCGACUCAAAGCCAAAGCAAAGCGACGCAUGCGCAAGUCAUCGUCCCGCAACUCCACCAGCGAGUCGUUCUCUGAGUCGGGAGAUUUGGCAGAAGGGGGCCCACACAGUCCGAAGGGCAAAGUCAACACCAACGACCGCAAGUCCAGGACAGGCAAAGGCAGAGGCCUGCCAAAAAAAGGUGGAGCAGGUGGUAAAGGAGUUUGGGGGGCUGCUGGGAUGGUUUAUGAAGAUGAGGAGCCUGAUGUUCGGGAUCCUAACUAUGAUGAAUCUGCUCAGGGUGAUACAGUCUAUGCAACUGUUGUUCCUGAGGUAGAUGAGAAGGAACUGGAGAAAAUGGUCAACCCAAUUGUACAGGAAUACUUUGAACAUGGGGACACAAAAGAAGUCCAGAUGUUGCUGAAGGAGCUGAACCUGGGUCCACAUAAGUUCGAGUUCUCCUCCUUGGCCGUUUCUCUCUCUCUGGAGGGGAAGGCUAGCCACAGAGAGCUGACCUCCCGCCUGCUGUCCGAUCUGACUGGCAAGGUGCUGUCACAAAGUGACAUGGCCCGAGCCUUCGACAAGACCCUCAAAGAGCUGCCAGACCUCAUUCUCGACACACCGGAUGCUCCUCAGAUGUUGGGCCAGUUUAUAGCCAGAGCCAUAGCAGACCACAUCCUACCCAUGUCUUUCCUGGACUGUUACAAGGGCAAAGUAGACUGUGAGCAUGCAAGAGUUGCUUUGGACCGAGCUGCUGUGCUGCUAAGCAUGAAGAGGGAGAUGGUGCGUCUAGAUAACGUGUGGGGUGUAGGUGGAGGUCUGAGACCCGUCAAACAUCUCAUCAAAGAGAUGAAUCUCCUGCUAAAAGAGUACCUGGUGUCAGGUGACGUGUCUGAGGCAGAGCACUGUCUACGAGACCUGGAGGUCCCACACUUCCACCAUGAGCUGGUCUAUGAGGCUAUAGUGAUGGUGCUGGAGUCAAAGGGAGACACUGCCAGUCACAUGAUGAUAAAGCUACUCAAAUCCUUCUGGAAAACAGGCCUCAUCACUGUGGAUCAGAUGAACAGGGGCUUCCAGCGUGUCUAUGACGAGCUCCCUGAGCUCAACCUGGAUGUGCCGCAUGCUCACUCCAUCAUGGAGACCUUUGUGGACCUCUGUUACCAGGAAUCUGUCAUCACCAAGCAGCUGAGGGAUGCCUGCCCCUCCAGAGGGCGGAAGCGUUUUGUGAGUGAAGGAGAUGGAGGAGUGAUCAAAAGCUAAUCCAAAAGAAACAAGGGGAACAGCAGGAGGAGGAGGAAGAAGAAGAGUUUCUUCAGGCCCAUGCACCCUGUUUCUGCUCCAGCAUGUUUCCCCCUGGUAUCGGGCGUGCUGGAAGUCUCAAGUUUUCCUUUUUCCUCUCUCUCAAAAUUGUUAUCAUUACACAAACCAGCGUUGACGUUCGGUGAAAGUAGACUGAUGAGUGGCUUGGGCGUUCAGUUCCCUUCAUCUUGUUAAUCACUGUUUGUGACUUCUUUUUUUUUUGUAAAAAUAUUCUUUAUUUCUCGGGUUUGAUGCACCCUGCUCCCCACAGUCUGCGCACCUGUUCCUACAGAAACAUUCAAGUCAGAAUUAAAGGCAGAAAAGCAGAGAAUUGUGGGAGAUGACUUGGUCUUUUUUUUUUUUUUUUUUGCUUCAUUUGUCGCUUUGUCUGUUUUUUCAUGUGCUUUGUUAAGAAUUAAAAAAAAGUAAGCACUUAAAUGAAAGAGCAAACUGUACAGUCAGUGGGCCCGUUGUAAUUCAGCUCAACAAAAACAUUUUUUAUGCCACAAAUGAUGUGAAAUUAUUUCAAGGACAACAUGCUUUGCAGCUUUUGGUUUAAGUGGUUCUGUUGAUCCUUUCUGAGCAGCAUUUUUUGUUCUCUUUAUUUCAUUUGCUCUUGGUCUCUUAGGCCAAAUGUUCACUUUGUAAAGCACAACAGUCGAAGCAAAGAAGUGUUUUGGAACUGUUUUGUGGUGUUUAUUUGGUACAUUGCAUGAAAGGCAAUAUACUUCAUUAAAAAAUCUAAAUAAACUGGGGUAGAAGAAAAUUAAACAGAAGAAAUAAACAGUUAAGUACUGAACACUCUUUGUUAAAAUAUGCAGCUGUCAGAGUCAAAAUGUAUUGUUAAGGAGUAUACAAUCCUUCAGUAAAAUGCAAAUGUUCUUGGAAAUCGUCUCUGAACUUGAAUUGUUUGUGAAAUGGCAGCCCCAGCUUUUCUUUAAAGGCAAUAUGUCAGGCAUAUUCAGACUUUACUUCCACUGUCUGUAACAGUUUUACAUGUUGACCAAAGUUUAAAUAUGUUGCUACAAAAAUAUAUUUCUUUCAUUAAAGAAGCAAAAUGAUGAAGUUCUAGAUGUUUUUGUUGGUUCGUGUCAUUGAGGGACAUUGAUUGAGUAGUUGUACAUCAGUUGCUCUUGUUGAUCAUCAACUAUUCAUUUUAUUUUAAAUUUGUCUUUCACUGGUACCUUCCCUUGUCCCUUUUCCUAUCUUUUCUGACUUUUGACAAGGGCAGGUGUAAAAAUGUUUGCUUAAAACUGUCACUGAGCAGCAGUUUGAAGCCAAAGUUUAAUUUCUUUCCCCCAAAAAGCUCUGUAUCUUAAACUCCAUCUAUGGUACUUGUCAAAUACCCUGCCAUGUGUCUGCAUAGCACAGCCAAGUUAUGCCUAAUGCCAAGUGUAAAUAACUGGUCAAGGGAAAUUAUGUUAAAUGGUUCAUAUUUGGAAAUGGGUGUAAUUCGCAGGACGCAUUCAUGCAUGCAGCUGUCAUUUGUCAAAUAGAGGCUAUAAUGUUAAUGUUUUGUACUCCUACAGUCAUCUUUGUACUAUUGACAAAUUUUGGAUUAGAAAAGUGUUCAUGACACACUCCCAUACACCAGAUGUUCAUAUAUAUUUCAAUAAAAUUACAUAUUUCCCUCUGAAAUGAAA